This is a messenger RNA of Amphimedon queenslandica, 3409 nucleotides long. RefSeq lists its product as uncharacterized. Bases 286 to 3261 code for a protein of 991 amino acids. The record is from RefSeq and is a predicted model, not a curated record. The transcript is spliced from 2 exons. Gene Ontology annotation, molecular function: ATP hydrolysis activity. NCBI's taxonomy places the organism in Eukaryota, Metazoa, Porifera, Demospongiae, Haplosclerida, Niphatidae.
CACCGCCCAGAAAAGGAGGAGUGGCUCCUGUUUGUUUAUUUUCCUGCAGAAAUGGCAUCUCUUCUUGAUUCACGCCCUAGUUUGCAAGAGCUAAUGAAGAAAGUGUGUCUACCUGCUGACUGGUAUGCCAUCGGUGUGUUGUUAGGUUUAGAUUCACAAAGACUCAAUGCAAUCCGAAAACUCUCAGUCAGUGAAGAUGACAAAACUAGUCUGAUGUAUCAGUUGUAGCUGGAUUCUAAAACAGAAGAAGCAACUAGGAGAGAGCUUGUAGAAGUACUAGAAGAUAUGGGCUUUAGAAAACAAGCUAUUGAUUACCAAAAGUAUCUUGAACAAAGCAUUGAAAAGACUAUAUCAAGACCACCACCAGAAGGAAUCCCUAUUGUUACUCCCCAAGAACCUACAGCUGAAAGUAUAUUAUUACAACCACGUAUAUAUAUAAUAGCAGUUAUAACAAUGGCAGUUUUAGUAUUAAUAAUUGUACUUUUGCUACCUCCUGAUUCACAUACACCAAUACCAGGAGUGAUUGAACUCUAUGGGUCAGAGCUACGUGAGAAAUACAUUGAGACUUUAACUAAAUAUAAAGACCCAAAAUAUAAUAAAUAUCCUACAGCCGGUCCAGUUUCUGUCCAUGUUCCAUUCAUACCCUUAAUAUCUAUUGUACUUAAAAAUGUCAACAAACCAACUGCUGGAUGGUUACAGAGUAAAACUCCUAAGGAUAUUUUUCGAAAUGAGGAAGUCAUGAAAAUUCAAAUUGAGGAUAUAUUAAAGCCAGUUUCAAAGAAACGAUUAAAGUUUGUACUAAUUGAAGGAGAGCCUGGCAUAGGAAAGAGUACAUUAGCUAAAGAGCUAGCAUUACGAUGGGCUAAAGGAUAUGAUGCAUUAUUAAACAAUUAUGACAUAGUGUUUCUUAUUCAGCUGCGCUUUGAAACUUACCACAAAGCUACAAGUGUGGAAGAUCUUUUAGUUGACUUGGAUGAUCAAAGUAUUAAUAUGACAGACUUACAUGUAGAAAUUAGAAAAAGAAAAGGAGCAGGUAUCCUGUGGAUAUUAGAUGGCUUUGAUGAGCUUCCAAGUCAUUUGAAAAACAAUUCAUCAGUGCUUAUGAAACUUAUAAAAGGUGACAUUCUUCCAAAGUCAACAGUCAUUGUCACCAGCAGACCUGUUGCUAGUGAUUUAUUGCUUCAUUUUUUACAUGAUCACAACUCAAAACGUAUCAGUCUUAGAGGGUUUGAUUCGACUAAGAUAGAGGAAUAUGCUUCAAAAUAUUUUAAUGACAAAGACAAAGCUUCAAAGUUUCAUUCUUAUUACAGUAGUAAUCUUAUGAUUGAGAGCAUGCUUUGUAAUCCACUGCACUGUUUCAUAGUGUGUACAAUAUUCAAUGACUUUAUAGCCACUAAUAAUGAACAGUAUCCAAGAACAAUGACAUCACUCUACAAUCAUUACGUUCGUAUCUUACUCAAGAGGCACCUCAUUGAUGCAGGACUCAUAUCAGAUCUAGACUAUGAUAUGCCUCAAAAUUUGAUGCUUGAAACUGAUUUCAAUGAUCCUUUACUACAGAAUGUUUGGAAAAACUUCUCCCUUCUGUCCAAGAUAGCCUAUGAUGGUGUGAUGAAUCAGCAAUAUACUUUUGGAAAGGAGCUUUGCAAUGUCACUAAACUCAGUAUGAUGGAUACAAUUGUUAAUUUCUUUGUUUUUGAAAAAUAUGAGUCCAGUAGCUUUUUACACACAACACUACAAGAAUACUUUGCUGCAGUUUAUCUUGCUAAUAACAAGCAAGAUAUUGAAAUUAGGCACAUUCCAAGCCUUAAAGUUAUUUUUAUUUUUUACGUUGGAAUCCGCAAAAUAAUGGGUGCCAGAGAUAUGGAUUAUGUAGUAUUACAUAUUUUAAAGCAAAACAUUUCUCAAUAUACAGAAAAUGGUGAUAAAUAUGUGGACAUUGGCAGUGUAUUGCUAGGGUGUCUCUAUGAAGAUGAUUCACUACUAUACAACAUAGGCUUACCUGUUAAUCAUUCGUUGUACUCAGGCUCACCCAACACAAAUUUUGAUUAUUAUAUCUUAGGCUAUCUUGUUGCCGUUCACAAAAGCACCUAUAGGAUUGGAUUCUCAAAUUCAGAUCAAAUAAAAGCAUUCAACAAAGGACUUCAAUCUCAUUCUACUGUUAGUGGGAAACUAUUAUUACGAUUUCUAAUCAAAGGCUUUGAUGAGAGGCACAAAGGAUUUAAAGAGCUACUACUUAUGCCUAGUCAUUUAGUAAUUGAAAUCUUGAUUCUUCCAUCAAAUUAUUCUGAAAUUUCUGAAUUUUGUGGUAUAAUUUCUAGAUUUCCAUUAUUACAAGAGGUUUUACUUGUUACUCCUGCUUUGCAAUGGCCUUCAGAAAACCCUCUGCUAAAACUCGUUACUCCUGCUUUGCAAUGGUCUUCAGAAAACCCUCUUAUAAAACUUGUUACUCCUGCUUUGCAAUGGUCUUCAGAAAACCCUCUUUUAAAACUCAAAAAGCUAAAUAUACUAAGUAUAUUAGCUAUUAAUCUAGAUGAAAAUGAUUUCGCAAGGCUUAAGCUUGGACAACUUGUUACUCCUGGUAGGCCACUGAAGAAAUUGUAUGUGGAAAAUUAUUGCAUACCAUAUAAUGAUAUUCUAAACUUAAUUAAAAUGCAGACAUCUCUGGAAGAACUGGUAAUUCAAGACAGAGUUGAUACACAUGGUACUCUAACUUACAGUUCAGUUUGGAACCUGGAACUAUCAGGACGACAACACAUCCAAUGGACUAAAAGCACUAAUAAUCUAAUGGUUCAUUAUUAUGAAAAGUUCUUCUAUCAUCUAAAGAAAAGAAAACUACCAACAAUACGACUGUCUUCUUUUACAUCAUUUACUUACAUUAAGAAUAGAAAUAGCGAUUAUUAUUUUAAGAGUGUGGACAUGUUGAGCACAUGGAAUAGCUGGACUGUGGUAAAUGUCACUGUAUACUCAAAAUCAACAACAUUUAAACUAAACCACUUCAUUGAUGCUUUCAGCGAGUGCAUUAUUUUAUUAAAGAAGUUACCAGUUGAAAGAAUUGACAAAACAAUAACAAAAAAAUUAAAAAAUAACUUUACAUGUCAGUUUGCUAAUGCCGAACAAGGUGGAUUUAUCAUAGGAUUACCCCAGCAUAAAUGCCACAAUACAGAAUAUGAUUCAGCUAUAAAUUUUAUUGUAAAAACAUUAUGCAUCCUGAUUCUCAUUACAGUUUUAUUGAAUAACAUAAAACAUCGUUAUAACCAGUGAUUUAGUAGAUCUAGUUUUUAUAGCUGUUGUCUGUUCAGUAAUAAAUAAUAUUUUGCUUGAUAUUUAAAGUUUACUAAUUUUUUUCUCAUUUAUGUACUUCCUGUUCUCUCUAUCGUAUUUCUAUUCUAUACAUAUUUUGACAUAAUAU